UAGAGGGUGAGAUGGAGAGAACCAGUUGAUGUCCAAGGGGGUUGCUGAGGUCCUAGGAUACAGACUGCAACUAGAGUCCUGAAGAGAGCUCUGUCCCCAGCAUCCUGUGAUGUCUUUCUUCUCUCUCUACCAUGUUCAUGGACACCCUUGAGUUGUGUUAAAAACAAGAUUUGGAUUUAUCUAACAUCCUUGAGGGAGCAGAAAGCACUCAAGCUGGAUUUUUAAGUCAUUGCACAUUAACAAUAAACCACAAGUCGCAAAAUGUGAUCCUGAGUAAAAUGCUUCUGAAAAAUUAGCUUCAAGCAACAGAGGAAAGAAAACUGGCGGGCCGUUUUAAAACACUGGUCUAAAACAAACUGUUCUUGUUGGAAAUUACAACUGGAAAGUUUUGCCUGGCUCUCAAUAUACCCAAAUGAAAGGCACUGUCAACUUGUUUCUCAUAGAGACCAGGAUUAUGUGAGAUUACCUGUUAUCUUAACAUGAUCAGCAGGGGAGGGAACACAGAAGAGUAACUGAAGGACACAGGUCAAGAUGACUUCUGAAGAAAUGGCCGCUUCCGUUCUCAUCCCUGUGACUCAGAGGACAGUGGCUUCUGCCCAGUCGGCAGUGGGAGAGGACAAGAGUAAACUGGUCUCAGAUGCUGCUGUUUCAAAGGUACGCGCUGGCAGGCGCAGUGGCCAGAUCCCUCAGACCCUCUCACAGUGGAACAAACCUGAGGCAGAGCCUCAGAGAAGCGGUUUGUCCCAGAUCCUCUCAGUAGCAACGGGAGGACUAAUGAGUGAUGAGAACCACAAUGAACAGUGCUGGGAGCAAAACCUGCCAGAUUCUGUGAGAAACCACUCCGUUAACUGCAACAGCUUAGUGCAAAGUCACCUGUGUGACCCUCCUCAGAACCCGCUUCGUGGAGCCUGUGACCCUGUCGCAGAAGAGGGCCUGUGCUUGCAAACUGGAAUUUCUUCUCCACUGGAAAGGGAGCCAUUCCCUGGAAUUCAACUGGAAAUGGGUGAUCCUCCCAUGGAUGUGAGCCCUUUGGGAAACGAGCCUGGAAUCACAGAGACCAGCGGACCUCAGCCUGACAGCAACAUGGCAGUCUUUCAUUUCCGUUAUGAAGCUGACAGAGCAAUGUCCGACGCUUUCCAUACGCUGUCAGAAAAAUUAAUUUUGGAUGACUGUGCAAACUACGUUGCUCUUCCUGGGGGGCAGCAGAAGAAACAUUACGAGGCGUAUACUUGUAAGCUAGUGGAACUGACCAAAGACUGUGGCAAUAAGAACGGGCAGCUGCAGUGUGAACAUUGCAGCUUGCUGCACAGCAAAUACCUACGCUUUGAAAGCUCCUGUCCACAGGGUGACGUGGACUGCUCAGGGGCUGAAUUUUGCAGGGAGGGUUUUACUCACAAUCCACCUGCCAAGACUUUCCUGAGCCCUUUGGAGGAUUUCUCUGACAGUUGUGAAGACAUAGACGAUUUUUUGAAAAGCAAAAAGGAGCGGUCCACUUUGCUGGUGAGAAGGUUUUGUAAAAACGACAGGGAAGUAAAGAAGUCAGUGUAUACCGGCACUAGAGCGAUAGUGAGAACCCUGCCUUCUGGCCACAUUGGGCCAGCUGCUUGGAGCCACGUGGAUCGGAAGAGAGCGAGGCUCUUAGGGCCUUGUGGGGAUGGAAUGGAACCUCUGUCAGCAAUGGAUGUAAGGCCACGUGGGAGCCUACAUCUGUCUGAAGCCCAAUGGUGUCUGCUCUACAGUGCAGUGAGAAGGGGAGAAGAAGCAGAAGCUACGGUUGGAUCUCUCCUGUACUGUUCCAGACAGCUCCCGACCUCCGAGACAGCCUGGGGAAGAAUUAGAGACGGCCCAUGCAUAAAGCCAUGUGUCCGAGACACUGAGUGUGAGUUCCGUGCCACCCCCCAAAGGACAUCCGUAGCUCAGUACAUCACUGGCUCUCUUCUGGAGGCCACCACCUCUUUAGGAGCAAGAAGCGGCCUUCUCAGUACCUUCGGAGGAUCCACGGGACGAGUAAUGCUGAAAGAACGCCAACCGGGCAUCUCUAUGGCCAAUUCCAAUACUGUUCCUUCAAGUUCAGCUGGGAUCAGCAAGGAGCUGAUUGAUCUCCAGCCCCUCAUUCAGUUUCCGGAGGAAGUGGCCAGCAUCCUGACAGAACAGGAGCAGAACAUUUACCGAAGGGUCCUGCCCAUAGACUACCUUUGUUUCUUAACCCGGGACUUGAGUUCCCCUGAAUGCCAGAGCGCCCUGCCCCAUCUCAAAGCAUCCAUCUCAGCGUCCAUCCUCAGCUCUCAGAAUGGCGAGCACAAUGCCGUGGAAGACCUCGUCAUGAGAUUUAAUGAGGUGAGUUCCUGGGUGACCUGGCUGAUCCUCACAGCAGGCUCCAUGGAGGAGAAGCGGGAAGUCUUCUCACAUCUGGUGCAUGUGGCCAAAUGCUGCUGGAACAUGGGCAACUACAACGCUGUCAUGGAGUUCCUGGCUGGCCUCAGGUCAAGGAAAGUUCUAAAGAUGUGGCAGUUCAUGGAUCAGUCUGACAUUGAGACCAUGAGGAGCCUGAAGGAUGCCAUGGCUCAGCAUGAGUCUUCCCUGGAGUACAAGAAGGUGGUGACCCGUGCUCUGCACAUCCCUGGCUGUAAGGUGGUUCCCUUCUGUGGGGUGUUCCUGAAGGAGCUCUGCGAAGUGCUCGAUGGUGCCUCCAGCCUCCUGAAGCUCUGCCCACGGUACAGCUCCCAAGAAGAAGCUCUGGAGUUUGUAGCUGAUUACAGUGGACAGGACAACUUCUUACAACGAGUGGGGCAGAAUGGCUUGAAGAAUUCAGAGAAGGAGUCCACGGUCAACAGCAUCUUUCAGAUCAUCCGGAGCUGCAGCCGAAGCUUGGAGAUGGAGGAGGAGGACAGCUCCAGCGAAGGGACUGGCUCCAGGAAGAACUCCUUGAAGGACAGAACCCGAUGGCAGUUUAUAAUUGGAGAUUUGCUGGAUUCAGAAAAUGAUAUCUUUGAGAAGUCCAAAGAAUGCGACCCUCAUGGGUCAGAUGAGUCCCAGAAGGCCUUUGACCACGGAACAGAGCUCAUCCCGUGGUACGUGCUGUCCAUCCAAGCCGAUGUGCACCAGUUCCUAUUGCAGGGGGCCACAGUCAUCCACUACGACCAGGACACACAUCUCUCUGCCCGCUGCUUUCUCCAGUUACAGCCUGACAAUAGUACCUUGACCUGGAUGAAGCCUCCCACAGCCUCCCCAGCCGGUGCCAGACCCAAGCUUGGUAUGCUUAGCAACAUGUCUGAGCCCGGCAAGUUCCCAUCACUAGGCAAUGCUGGGCUGAGUGGCCUGGCCGAGGGAAUCCUGGAUCUGUUUUCGGUGAAGGCGGUGUACAUGGGCCACCCAGGCAUUGAUAUACACACUGUGUGUGUUCAGAACAAACUGAGCAGCCUGCUUCUCUCCGAGGCUGGAGUGACCCUGCUCUAUGGGCUCCAGACCACCGACAAUAGACUCUUGCACUUUGUGGCACCGAAGCACACAGCUAAAAUGCUUUUCAGUGGAUUGCUGGAACUCACGACAGCUGUGAGAAAGAUAAGGCGGUUCCCUGACCAAAGGCAGCAGUGGCUUCGGAAACAGUAUGUCAGCCUCUAUCAGGAGGAUGGUCGGUAUGAAGGCCCAACCUUGGCUCAUGCUGUGGAGUUGUUUGGUGGUAGACGAUGGAAUGCUAGAAACCCCAGCCCUGGGAUGUCAGCAAAGAAUGCUGAGAAGCCCACCAUGCAGAGAAACAACACCCUGGGCAUAAGCACCACCAAGAAAAAGAAGAAGAUGCUCAUGAGGGGGGAGAGUGGAGAGGCAACUGACGACGAGAUGGCGACCCGCAAGGCCAAGAUGUACAGGGAGUGUCGAAGCCGGAGCGGUUCUGACCCCCAGGACGUGAACGAGCAAGAAGAGUUGGAAGCCAAUGUCAUCACUAACCCUCCCAACCCCCUGCAUUCCAGAAGAGCUCACUCUUUGACCACGGCUGGGUCCCCCAACUUGACUCCCGGGAUGUCAUCUCCCAUCAGUGCCUGGAGCAGCAGCAGCUGGCAUGGGCGGAUCAAAGGAGGGAUGAAGGGUUUCCAGAGCUUUAUGGUUUCAGACAGUAACAUGAGCUUCAUUGAAUUCGUCGAGCUGUUCAAAUCAUUCAGCGUAAGGAGCCGCAAGGACCUGAAGGACAUUUUUGACAUCUACUCUGUGCCCUGCAAUCGGUCUGCCUCUGAGUCAGCCCCCCUGUACACCAACCUGACCAUUGAAGAAAACCCCAGUGACCUUCAGCCUGACCUAGAUUUGCUGACCAGAAACGUCUCAGACUUGGGGCUGUUCAUUAAGAGUAAACAGCAGCUUUCUGACAACCAGAGGCAGAUAUCCGAUGCCAUUGCAGCCGCGAGCAUCGUGACUAACGGCACUGGGAUUGAGAGCACGUCCCUGGGCAUAUUCGGGGUUGGCAUACUCCAGCUCAAUGACUUCCUGGUGAACUGCCAAGGAGAACACUGCACGUACGACGAAAUUCUCAGCAUCAUCCAGAAAUUCGAGCCUAGCAUCAGUAUGUGUCAUCAGGGCCUAAUGUCGUUUGAAGGGUUUGCAAGGUUUCUGAUGGACAAAGACAACUUCGCCUCGAGAAAUGACGAGUCACAGGAGAGCAAGCAAGAGCUGCGGCUCCCCCUCUCGUACUAUUACAUUGAAUCUUCACACAACACCUACCUCACAGGCCAUCAGCUCAAGGGAGAGUCCUCUGUGGAGCUCUACAGCCAGUUUGAAGCUUUAUCUCCUGGUGCUCAUCCUCUGGGGUGGAUUCCUUCAUUGGUCACACAGGUCCUCUUGCAAGGAUGCAGGAGCAUAGAGCUGGACUGCUGGGAUGGAGAUGACGGCAUGCCCAUUAUUUAUCAUGGACAUACACUGACAACCAAGAUCCCCUUCAAGGAAGUGGUGGAAGCCAUCGAUCGCAGCGCCUUCAUCACCUCUGACCUGCCAGUUAUCAUAUCCAUUGAGAACCACUGCUCACUGCCUCAACAACGAAAGAUGGCGGAAAUUUUCAAGAAUGUGUUUGGAGAAAAGCUGGUGGCUAAAUUCCUAUUCGAGACUGAUUUCUCAGACGACCCAAUGCUUCCCUCACCUGAUCAACUUAGGAGGAAAGUGCUUCUUAAAAACAAGAAGCUCAAGGCCCAUCAGACUCCAGUUGACAUCCUAAAACAAAAGGCUCAUCAAUUAGCAUCCAUGCAAGCACAGGCUUUCACUGGUGGGAAUACCAACCCCCCACCUGCCAGUAAUGAGGAAGAGGAAGAUGAAGAGGAUGAAUACGAUUAUGAUUAUGAAUCCCUUUCCGAUGACAAUAUUCUGGAAGACAAACCUGAAAACAAAGCAUGUGCUGACAAGCUUCAGUUUGAGUACAAUGAAGAAAUCCCCAAGAGGAUAAAGAAAGCGGACAACUCUUCUGGCAAUAAGGGAAAGGUGUAUGACAUGGAACUGGGAGAGGAGUUUUACCUCCCUCAGAACAAAAAGGAAAGCAGGCAGAUCGCACCGGAGCUCUCUGACCUCAUCAUCUACUGCCAGGCAGUAAAAUUUCCAGGCCUGUCAACUCUAAAUUCAUCUGGCUCUAGCAGAGGGAAAGAAAGGAAAAGCAGGAAGUCCAUUUUUGGCAACAAUCCUGGCAGAAUGAGCCCAGGGGAGACAGCAUCAUUUAACAGAACAUCUGGAAAAAGUUCCUAUGAAGGAAUUCGACAAACCUGGGAGGAAUCUUCUCCACUCAGCCCAAGCACGUCCCUCAGCGCUAUCAUUAGAACUCCCAAAUGCUAUCAUAUCUCAUCACUGAAUGAAAAUGCCGCCAAACGUCUGUGUCGCAGGUAUUCUCAGAAACUGAUCCAGCACACAGCUUGCCAGCUGCUGAGGACCUACCCCGCAGCGACCCGAAUCGACUCAUCCAAUCCCAACCCCAUCAUGUUUUGGCUCCACGGCAUACAGCUUGUAGCCCUCAACUACCAGACGGAUGAUCUUCCUUUACUUUUAAAUGCUGCAAUGUUUGAGGCAAAUGGUGGCUGCGGUUACGUUUUGAAGCCCCCUGUCCUGUGGGAUAAAAGUUGUCCCAUGUACCAGAAGUUUUCUCCCCUGGAAAGAGACCUAGACAACAUGGACCCUGCUAUCUAUUCUUUAACUAUCAUCUCUGGCCAAAAUGUGUGCCCCAGUAACAGCACCGGAAGUCCGUGCAUUGAGGUUGACGUCUUGGGCAUGCCGUUGGACAGCUGCCAUUUCCGCACAAAGCCCAUCCAUCGAAACACUCUUAACCCCAUGUGGAACGAACAGUUUCUCUUCCGGGUUCACUUUGAAGAUCUUGUGUUUCUUCGUUUUGCAGUUGUGGAAAACAACAGUUCGGCAAUAACAGCUCAGAGAAUCAUUCCACUCAAAGCUUUAAAACGAGGUUAUCGACAUCUUCAGCUGCGGAACCUCCACAAUGAAAUAUUGGAAAUCUCUAGCUUGUUCAUAAACAGCAGAAGGAUGGAAGAAAAUACCUCUGGCAGCAGCAUGCCAGCCUCUUUGAUGUUUAAUUCUGAAGAGAGGAAAUGUUCUCAGACUCACAGAGUCACCGUGCAUGGUGUUCCAGGUCCAGAGCCCUUUGUUGUUUUCACUAUAAAUGGAGGCACCAAGGCAAAGCAGCUUCUCCAACAGAUUCUGGUGAUAGACCAAGACACCAGACUCACCGCCACAGACUGUUUUCUGAUGGAAGAGAAGCAUUUUAUCUCUAAGGAGAAGAAUGAGUGCAAGAAACAACCAUUCCAGAGAGCUGUGGGUCCAGAAGAAGACAUCGUGCAGAUUUUAAACAGCUGGUUCCCAGAAGAAGGCUACGUAGGCAGGAUCGUCUUAAAGACCCAACAAGAAACCCUAGAAGAGAAAAGCAUUGCCCAAGAUGACAAAGAGGUGGUCUUGAGCUCGGAAGAGGAGAGUUUCUUUGUCCAAGUUCAUGAUGUCUCUCCAGAGCAACCCCGAACUGUCAUCAAAGCCCCCCGGGUCAGCACUGCACAGGAUGUCAUUCAGCAGACGUUAUGCAAAGCCAAAUAUUCCUACAGCAUCCUGAACAACCCCAACCCAGGCGACUAUGUGCUUUUGGAAGAGGUGAUGAAAGAUGCACCCAAUAAGAAGUCUUCUGCCCCAAAGUCCUCACAGAGGAUCCUUUUGGACCAAGAGUGUGUGUUUCAAGCCCAAAGCAAGUGGAAAGGUGCAGGGAAAUUCAUCCUUAAGCUAAAGGAGCAGGUUCAGGCAUCCCGAGAAGAUAAAAGGAGGGGCAUCUCCUUUGCAAGUGAACUCAAGAAACUCACUAAGUCCACUAAGCAGCCUCGAGGACUCACCUCGCCUCCUCAGCUUGUGGCCGCAGAAAGUGUCCAAGUCAAGGAGGAGAAACCUGUGGGUGCCUUGUCCCCCAGUGACGCAGUGGGUUACCAGCAGUGACAGAGGGCAGCGUGUUUGACCCAGAUAUAUUAAGGUGAAGAUCCUUGGUGAGAAGCUCUGAAGAAUGAACAUGGUGGAGAAAGCAUACUUUACUUUCAUCACAUGGAAACCAGAAACUGAUGGUUUCUCAACUCCUGCCCUCUUCACACCUGAUGUGAGGAACACGCGGAGGACAAGCAGAGUGGUACAGGGCUGCCAACCGACUUCCUGAGGAAUGAAGCCAGGACACCCAGGGCGUUGCACAGAUGUUACAGGUGAAAAAGCCAGGCCCAGGCUUAAGGCAACCAGCGUCAUCUGUAAAGGGACAGGCGGUACACAUUUUAGGGUCAGGGCCACACGGCUUCGGUUGGCUUCAACUCAGUUCUGCCACAGGAGUGCAAAGGCAGCUCCCGACAACAGGUACAAGAAUGAACAUGACUGAACAAUAAAGUUUUAUUUAUGGACACAUGAAUUGGAAUUUCAUAUCAUUUUCACAUAUCACAAAUCUUUCAAGUGUUCCAACCACUUAAAAUUGCAAAAGCUAUUCUUAAGAUUAAGGGUCAUACAAAAGCACAUUUGGCCCAAGGACCAGCUGGCUGACCCAACAUGGAGAACUGGGAACCAGAGGCACAGAGAUUGGAAAACCCCGAGAACUGGUCAUAGGUUUAAUGAGAAGUGCAAGUCUAGGGCAUUGGAAAUGUAAAUAUGUCCUGUGAGGUUUGUUAACAAUUAUUCAAAUUAGUUCCUAUAUUGUGUACCAAGGUGCACUCUUUAGGCUGCCGUUUUGCAAAUAGAAACGUUCUUUUUUUCAAAAGCUAUUAUUCAUUUGCCCACAGAUUGUUCCAAUUUCAGUUCUCACAAAAUGAAUUCAGAAUGAUGUACAAUUAAUUAUCUACUGAGUUGUGACGUCUUAAAAAGACUAAUCAUUUUUAAAAAGCAAAAGCAGACUAAGUUGAUGUUUAAAGUAGAUUUAUUUAUUUUGCAAUGUUUGUACUGACACUGUACUUGUGUAUUUAUUAGACAUAGCUUUCUUGAUAUUGCUAUGGUUACAAGCAUUAGUGGUUCAAUCUAUUUCAAGACUUCCUAAAAAUAAAACAUUUGAACAUGCUA
Molecule: messenger RNA, 8535 nt
Organism: Myodes glareolus (Bank vole)
Lineage: Eukaryota; Metazoa; Chordata; Mammalia; Rodentia; Cricetidae
Source: RefSeq, a predicted model, not a curated record